UGCCCCCAGCCCAGCCCACCCAGGGCCAUGGCCACCCGCUGGGGCAUCUGCUCUGCUGGCAGGAUCAGCCACGAUUUCCUGGUGGCCCUGAAGACCCUCCCGGCCACGGAGCAUAAGGCUGUGGCCAUCGCUGCUCGUGAUCUCGCCCGCGCUCAGGAAUAUGCCCAGAAACACGGGAUCCCCCGAGCGUAUGGGAGCUACGAGGAGCUGGCGCAGGACCCCGACGUGGACGUGGUCUACGUGGGGGUCAUAAACCCUGAGCACCUGCCCGUGGGGCGGCUCUUCCUGGGGGCCGGGAAGCACGUGCUGCUGGAGAAGCCCCUGGGGAUGAACACGGCGGAGGUGAGGGAGCUGGCGCAGCUGGCCCGGAGCCAGGGGGUCUUCCUGAUGGAG
This is a messenger RNA of Chelonia mydas (Green sea turtle), 393 nucleotides long. It is a transcript of the gene DHDH, whose product is annotated as dihydrodiol dehydrogenase. Gene Ontology annotation, molecular function: nucleotide binding; D-xylose 1-dehydrogenase (NADP+) activity. The record is from RefSeq and is a predicted model, not a curated record. Gene Ontology annotation, biological process: D-xylose catabolic process. Lineage: Eukaryota; Metazoa; Chordata; Testudines; Cheloniidae.